This is a messenger RNA of Dreissena polymorpha, 2300 nucleotides long. RefSeq names its product chitotriosidase-1-like. Gene Ontology annotation, molecular function: chitin binding; chitinase activity. NCBI's taxonomy places the organism in Eukaryota, Metazoa, Mollusca, Bivalvia, Myida, Dreissenidae. Gene Ontology annotation, biological process: carbohydrate metabolic process; chitin catabolic process. The record is from RefSeq and is a predicted model, not a curated record. Gene Ontology annotation, cellular component: extracellular region. Bases 105 to 2123 code for a protein of 672 amino acids. The transcript is spliced from 12 exons.
GUAAGAUUCAACAAAGCUACGUCCACGCAGCGUGAACACCAAAGCACCUGCUUGUACGUACGUUAUCUCAAACGUUCUGCAGACCACGGACAGAUCUCUAAAAGAUGUCCAAGUUAACUCUUGCAGUUUUGGCAAUCGUGGCUAUUGGGUCAGCUGCGGCGAUCCGGCGGGUAUGUUACCAUACGAACUGGUCACAGUACCGGAACGGGCCGGGCAAGUUCUACCCAGAGAACAUUGAUGCCAGCCUCUGUACGCACAUUAUCUACUCGUUUGCUAAGAUGACCGGUAACCACUUGGCCGCCUUUGAGUGGAACGACGAAUCAACGCCCUGGAUGAAGGGAAUGUACGAUCGAUUCGCCGCUAUCAAGCAACAGAACCCCAGCGUGAAGCUGCUGCUGGCAGUUGGAGGCUGGAACAUGGGCUCGGCGCCGUUCACCGCCAUGGUGGCCUCGGAUGCCAACCGCCGCGACUUCGCCACCACGAGCAUUGAUUUCCUCCGGAAGAACGGCUUCGACGGCCUCGAUCUCGACUGGGAGUACCCGGCGAAUCGCGGAAGUCCGCCCGAAGACCGACAAAGAUUUGUUGACCUAAUCAUGACCCUAAGACAGACGUUCGACCAGGAAUCCGUACCUGCCGGCAAGGAGAGACUGCUGCUGACGGCGGCCGUCGGUGCCGGCAAAGACAAAAUCGACACCGCGUAUGACGUCCCGAAGUUGGCACAGUACCUGGACAUGAUUAACUUGAUGUCCUAUGACCUGCAUGGUUCCUGGGAAACAUUUACCGGGCACAACUCGCCUCUCUUCGCCAGAAGCAACGAGCAAGGGAACCAGACCUACCUCAACGUGGACUGGGCCGCCAAAUAUUGGGUGUCACAGGGAGCACCCAAAGAAAAGAUGAACAUCGGUGUGCCACUGUACGGACGGACUUUUAAAUUGCCCUGGGGGCAAACCAGCAAUCAGAUCGGGUGCACCGCUAACGGCGCUGGACAGGCCGGACAGUACACGGGAGAAGCUGGCUUUAUGGCUUAUUACGAGGUUUGUGAGAAGCUACGAGGCGGCGCCACAAAGUACUACGACCAGGAAGGGAAGGUGCCAUACUUCGUGCUAAGUGACCUUUGGUGUGGAUACGAUGACCCCGACAGCCUGAAAAUUAAGGUAGACUAUAUAAAGAGUGAAGGAUUCGGCGGUGUCAUGGUUUGGGCCCUGGACCUGGACGACUUUUCCGGCAUGUGCGGUCAGGGCAAGUACCCUCUGCUGAGGGCAAUCAACGAUGAACUCAACGCAGGAGCACCCGCCUCUACCCCUCCCGCAGGCAACACCUACCCACCUACCAACCCACCAACAACACCGACUACCACGGCCUCAACUGCCCACGUCUGGUGGACAAAUCCUCCGAGCACAACCCCAAUUGUCUGGUGGACACCACCGGUCACAACCUCAACAGUCUGGUGGCAACCACCAACCACAACCCCAGUACCUGCCCCUACAACCACCCAUCACAGCAAUGGCAAUCACCAACAUCACUUGACCAUGGUCUCGUUCACGGAGUUCGACUGCAGAAUUAAGGCGGACGGUUACUACGCGCACCCCACUGACUGUACCCAGUACUAUAUCUGCGCGGCACAAAUGGCCUUCCUCACCGACUGCCAUCCCGGCCUCAUGUUCAACGAAGCCACCAUGUACUGCGACUUCGCCGACCACGUGAACUGCAAUUCCCAGCAGGGAAACCAACCACCCCAAACGCAGCCACCACAAACGCAGCCACCCCAAACGCAGCCGCCACAAACACAGCCACCCCAAACGCAGCCACCCCAAACGCAGCCACCAUGGACACAGCCACCCCAAACGCAGCCACCCCAAACGCAGCCAAUACAAACGCAGCCACCAAUAACACAGCCACCGCAAACGCAGCCACCGCAAGCCAAUACCAAACCUCAAUCGGUUAACCCGACGGAUUUCUGCAAGGGCAAGCAGGACGGCUUCUACAAGGAUCCCGUAGACUGCUCAAAGUUCUACCAGUGCUCCUUCGAGAUCUCCUACCACGAGCCUUGUCCGUCCGGAACCUAUUUCAGCACAGUGCUGCAAGGCUGCGACUGGAUCGCCAACGUGCACAACUGCCCAUAAAGCAUUCGGCAAUAUGAUGUGAACGCAAUAAGUCAUGGCUUCACAACAAUCAAUGAGUUGAAUUGGCUGUUUUGAUGUUGAUUUGAAAUGAUUUGUGUAACAUUUAUACGAAAAUUAGUCGAUUAAUUGUACUGAAAAAUAUAAAGUUAUCAAAUAAAACAUUUAUAAAUAAGAGUC